GUUAAAACAGUCGAGCUAAGUUUGCCUCCUCGCUCCGCACCGGCUGCAGAAGUGUACCGUCCAGUUUGCACCGGGACUAGUACAUGGACUUUAUCUUAUCUUUGCAAAAUGAGACUUCCGCGCGUGCUUUUGUUUUUAGGUGUUUCUGUCUGCACUCUUUUCACUCUGACUCCCUGUGAGGAGCAGCGAGUCCCCGAAGAGAACCUCCUAAUUGUGACAGUUGCAACCCAAGACACUGAUGGCUUCAAGCGUUUCUUGGUGUCGGCUAAACAUUUUAACUACACUGUCAAGGUUCUUGGGCGGGGUGAGAAAUGGAGGGCAGGCGACUACAUGUCGGCUACAGGAGGGGGCCAGAAGGUACGACUGCUGAAAAAGGCUCUGCAGGACAUGAAGAAUGAAGACACAGUCAUCCUUUUUACUGACAGCUAUGACGUGGUCUUCUCCUCGGGCCCCAAAGAGCUUCUCAAGAAGUUUCAGCAGGCCAAACACAAGGUGGUGUUCUCCUCCGAGAGCCUGAUCUGGCCCGACAGACACCUGGAGAACAAAUACCCCCACGUCCCAGAGGGCAACCGGUUCCUAGGGUCAGGAGGUUUCAUUGGCUACCUUCCUAACAUCAGAGAGAUGGUUGCUGACUGGACGGGACAGGACAGUGACAGUGACCAGCUGUUCUUCACCAACAUCUACAUCGAUCCUGUUAAAAGGAAAUCCAUAAAUAUCACAGUGGACAGCAAAUGCAGAAUGUUCCAGAACCUCCAUGGAGCCCUCGAUGAGGUGGUGCUGAAGUUUGAGGAUGAACGUGUACGUGCCAGAAAUGUGCUGUAUGACACCCUGCCUGUCGUCAUCCAUGGGAACGGACCCACCAAGCUCCAAAUCAACUACCUGGGGAACUACAUCCCCAACAUAUGGACGUUUGAGACAGGAUGCACAGCGUGUCAUGAAGGGCUCCUCCCCCUGGAAGUUCUUCAGGAGAGCGAGUACCCACUGGUGCUUAUCGGCAUCUUCAUUCAGAAGCCCACCCCUUUUGUGACGGUGUUCUUUGAACGCCUCCUGAAGCUCCAGUACCCCAAGAACAGACUCAAACUCUUCAUCCACAACCAGGAAGCUCAUCAUGAGCGUCAGGUCAGCCUUUUCCUGAAGGAUCAUGGGAGCCUUUAUCAGGAUGUCAGGGUGGUCGGGCCUGAAGAGAAGAUGGAAACCGAUGCCUCCCGCAACCUGGCCUUCGAUGUGUGCCGGAAAGACGAGGACUGUGACUAUUUCUUCAGCGUGGACAUUGAAGUGGUCUUAAAGAACGAAAACACACUCAAAGUUCUCAUUGAACAAAACCUUCCCUUUGUGGCCCCGAUGAUAACUCGCGCUGGCCGACUGUGGAGCAACUUCUGGGGGGCCCUCAGUGCAGAGGGCUACUACGCCAGGUCUGAGGACUACGUGGACAUCGUUCAAGGACGCAGAGUGGGUGUGUGGAAUGUCCCGUAUGUGUCGAAUGUGUACCUGGUGAAGGCUGGUGUCCUGCGGUCUGAGCUCACCGAGUACGAUCUGUUCAACUCUGACAUCUUAGACCCCGACAUGGCCUUCUGCCACAACAUCCGCAACAAGGGAGUCUUCAUGCAUGUGACCAACAUGCACACUUUCGGUCGCAUCGUGUCAACAGAGACCUACCAGACCAGCCAUCUCCAUAACGACCUGUGGCAGAUCUUUGAAAACCCAGUGGACUGGCAGGAGCGCUACAUCCAUCAGAACUACACCUACAUCAUGAGAGACAAGCUGAUCGAGACUCCCUGUCCUGAUGUGUACUGGUUCCCUAUUUUCUCCGAUGUCGCCUGUGAUCACAUUGUUGAAGAAAUGGAGCAUUUUGGGAAGUGGUCCGGAGGAGACAACACGGACAAGAGAAUCCAAGGCGGCUAUGAGAACGUGCCCACGAUAGAUAUCCACAUGAACCAAAUCAACUUUGAAAAGGAGUGGCACAAAUUCCUGCUGGAGUACAUUGCACCCAUCACAGAGAAAAUGUAUCCUGGAUACUACACCAAGUGCGCCACCCCUCUGAACUUCGUGGUGAGGUACAAACCCGACGAGCAGCCGAAGCUCGAGCCUCACCACGACGCCUCCACAUUCACUAUUAACAUAGCUCUGAACAGCAAAGACGUAGACUACCAGGGUGGAGGGUGCAGGUUCCUCCGCUACGACUGCUCCAUCCAGGCCCCUCGUAAAGGCUGGACCCUGAUGCACCCGGGUCGCCUCACGCACUACCACGAAGGCCUGCCCACCACCGGGGGGGUGCGCUACAUCGCUGUGUCCUUUGUGGACCCCUGAACUCAUCACUGGCUCCAAAGCCAACAGGACCCUCGGCUGACCGCAUCCGAACGCAUCACGGCUGCUCUCUACUCCUCCGCUCUUCUCGUCUGCUUGUUUUCAUGUCUUAAUAAUGUUGUUUCUGCGUUACUCCAAGACUCUCAUACAGUGUUCCUCACAGAACCCGUGCUCUGUGAGGAACACUCAGCUGCAUAAUGGAACAUGUUAGCGCCACAUUAGAAGACAGGUGGCUCCAAAGUAACACUUCACCAAAGCUUCUCAGUAAUAUUAGCAGGAGUGAUAUCACCCGCAGAACCUGCACAGAGUAAGUGAUGCAUCCGGGGCAUCCCCCAAAUUGAGAUUUAGAGUCAUUUAAAGUGCUGAUUUAGUUUUUUGUGCAGGAACAGAAGUCGAAAUUCAUUUGAUUUUCUUUUACAUGUAUGUCUCACGCAAUUGUGUCAUCGUUUCACAUACCACCUGCCUUGAGAAAGUGCCUGGUGAAUUUAAGGGAAAUAGAGCGUGGAAAGUCCUGGCAUUAGGUUUUCUAAAAGGUGAAAAAAAGGAUUGUAAAACACUGUUAGAAAACAGUGAUCCAACAGCGUUGUGUAGCCUGCUGUAGGAUAAAGUCACUGAAUUUGUAUCAUCCUUCACCUGAAAAUGAGAUAAAAUGUGAUUUAAUUCAAACCAAAGACGGUAUAAAGAAUGAACAAUGUUCAGCCAGGUGUGCCGUUAGCAGGAAGUAGCUCUUGUGCUAGCGGAACACCUGGUGUUUCACACUCCAACCUCUCACCUCAUAACUCCAGUUUUCUUAUUCUCUAAAGAAGUACAUGUGUGUUACUUUAGUCCCAGUUCUGAAUUCGUGUGUGGACCAAUGUUCAUUUAGAAGCACUGUGGUGCAGCGUCUGCUGGUCUGCAGUGUGUAGUGGUUCAGGCCUCGGUCACAUGGACUCCUCAGGAAAUUACCCGCUCGAAUAUCUUACCGAUGCUUGUGGAGAGUAUUGUUACAUUUACACUAACUGUGCCAAAGUAGUUAUUUUCUAACUCUUUCUUGAACUGAGACACUUCCAAACCCCGCUAAAGCCUCUCUUUUAUUUAUUUUGUGUAUAUAUUAAUUGAUAAAGGCCACACUCCCUUAAUUGUUCUGCAAUAUAACUGCAUUUUGGGAGAGAUACUGAAGUCCUUCUCUGGUGCACUCAGUGAUAUUGGUCAGCUGAGUUAAAGGGUUAUAUCCACACCAUUGUCAUUUCUUGUUACCAGCCAUCACUGAGCUACGACUACAACUUGAAUAAAUCUGUGAACCAAA
Eleginops maclovinus (Patagonian blennie) is the source of this 3589-nucleotide messenger RNA. It is a transcript of the gene plod1a, whose product is annotated as procollagen-lysine, 2-oxoglutarate 5-dioxygenase 1a. The transcript is spliced from 19 exons. Gene Ontology annotation, molecular function: L-ascorbic acid binding; procollagen-lysine 5-dioxygenase activity; iron ion binding. Bases 109 to 2307 code for a protein of 732 amino acids. Gene Ontology annotation, cellular component: endoplasmic reticulum. Gene Ontology annotation, biological process: peptidyl-lysine hydroxylation. The record is from RefSeq and is a predicted model, not a curated record. Lineage: Eukaryota; Metazoa; Chordata; Actinopteri; Perciformes; Eleginopidae.